CGAACGGUCCAUGUGCCAGUGUCGCGCAGUCGCGAGGGAGGAAACACCAAUUCGCACACUGUAGACCUUCUGGAGGGACAGCAUUUCGGUCGCGAGCGUGUCACAAGCAUGACGCGCGGUAUAUUGAUUUUAUAGUUGUACAGCGGUAACCCUGCAGCUGCCAGCGGAUUCACCGGCGCACCUUGCAGCCAUGCCGGCUAUCUCUCAACACCAGCCGAAUGCGCGACAACCUGACAUGCAACAAACCACCGCACCGCCUGCAAAGCACAAGCGUUUCGCGUCGCUGUUGCGCCUGCCUUCGUCGUCCCCGAGAAAAGAUAAAGACAAAGAAAGUCCCUCAGCUUCCUCUUCGCGCGCGCCACGCGCAACAACAAACCCCACCACGCCUACGGCGCCUGCUCAGAGCGCGCCCUCUGCCUCCGCGUCCUACUUCUCCCCACAGCCCGGCUCCUCCGGCUCCUCGGGCUCAGGUACCGACCUGCGCUCGCCCGGAAGCAAGAGACCGCCCGCUUCAUUCAGUGGUCAUGGCAUAAACAACUCGCGUGGACCGCCCGUCAGCUUGAUCACACGAGGGAACUCGGACUACGUGCGCAAGAAGGCGCCUGCCACGACCCCGACCCAGCCCCAGCGACAGCACUCAGGGCUGCCGACGCCUAUCGCUGGUCUGCAACGGAUGGGCCCGCAGGCCGACGACGACGACUCAGACACGUCGAGCGCAAGCGAGGCCACCGCGUCCAUACCGGCAGCCAGCAAGCCAACGCUCUCCCGCCAGAGCACUGUCACCAGCGUGCGCUCCUCGCGACACAUGGCGAGCAUGCGGGACGAGUCCUCUGGCCUCGACGACACUCGCAGCGCGCACAUUGGACGCGCAAAGAGGAACGUGUCUGGCACCGAGAGCGAGGACCUCUUUCUGAACAUCGCCGAAGACAAUGCGCCAAAACGACGUGCCAUCGAUGCUGCUGCGCGACAGGACCGCCUGCGCUCACGCAUUGCCCGGGUGAACAACCGACACUCGACACCCUCCGGUGCGCAAACGUCCUCGCCAGCGCACGUCAUGUCUGCCUACACUACACCCACCACAAGCCGCAUACCCUUCACCUCCUCCACCGACCCCAAAGCAAGCGCGUUGCCUCGCCGAACCACCACCUUUCCCGCCCCAGCCAGGACGACAUAUCAGUCACCACUUUCACCAACCAACCCGACCGACACACAGCGCACACGCUUGCCCGAGCUCAAUGCCAAGACCUCUUUCUCGUCGUCCAGGAGAGAUGCAGAGCUCUCUCCCAGCGAGUUCCUUGCCUCUAUGCGACGACCCUCUGUUCCUGAUACGCUUCAGACGCCGCCGAAGCGCGCGGCUACAUAUGCUUACCGACCUUCCAAUCUGAGCUACACACCCGCACGCCUGGAGCCAAAAACACCACAAUCCGAGUCGAGACACGAAGCGUCGUCACACCACGAUACCGAAUCCCAUGGCUCAACUGGUCCGGCGGCUUCAGUAUGGGAUGAAUUGGAUGAGCUGAAGACGAGGAUCAAGAAGAUAGAAAUAGGUGGCGGCAAGACUCCAGCAACAUCCAAUGCCGCAGUUGCUCAGGCUUCCGCUGAGCGCCCACGAACAGCCAACACAACAGCUACCACCGUCUCUUCCUCGCCACAUCAGCAGCGCAAACCCAGUGGAUCGCCGUCAGAAUCGACUGUCGAAGCGCCUGCCAACAAGGUACAUCCGCUACUGAGAGAUGCUCUUGCAAAGGCCAAACAGCACACCACAAUUUCAGUGUAUCGCGCACUUGAAACAACAGCAGCAGAGGCUAUUGCGCUAGCAGAGAUGGCAGGAAGCACAGGCAUGCUGAGCUCCGCUGCCUCAGUCUAUAGUGGUGCUGGAGCGGCUGAUCGACAAGUUCGCCGUAAAGCUGACAAUCUCUGUCGUAGUUUGACAGAGCUGUGCAUAGCAUUGUGCGACACUAAGCCAAGUCUGGUGAGUCCUGCUAUGCGCUCCUCGGCUGCUGUUGCUGCUUCUGCUGCUGCACGCAGGCCCAGUGUACAGGUCAAUGGCGAGUCACCAAAGGCAACACGCGAUGGCGAGGACACCGACAGCGUCAUUUCGUUCUCGGGUGUUAGUCCCAGCCGAGCACUUGAGCGUAUUGAAGCCCGCAGAACCAGCAUGCUUGCAGCCUCUACCAGUAAACGCCCGACCAGUCGGGACACCAAUGGUUCGACCGAUCCGCUCACUGCUUCACGUGUGCAGCGAGCAAGCACUAGUAUGAACCGAACUCGACGCCAGUCAGAUGCGGAUGUAGAUGGAGACGAAGAUGAAGAUGAUACACUGCGCGCACCAUCCCGUGCAAUGACAGACUUCAGACAGUUGCGAAGCAUCAACACCAACACCAGCACUCCCACCAAUGUCAAUAACAGCAGCUUCGAGAAAAACCGACAUAGUAGAACAUACACGUCGCAGGAGCCUAUGCCGGAAUUGCAGCCAUCACCUAAAUUUCAGCCCACGCCGAGCCAACGACGGCCAACCGUGACUGGUGUGCCAAAUGAGAACGGUCUCCUUUUCAGAGACAGCACACGGCGCUUCAACUUUGACCGACAGAGUUCACCUGCGGUCGAGAAGCAGACUGUCAACGGUCUACGAGAGCGACUCCAACUCGGCGCGAAUCGCAUCAACCCCAACCGCAAUUCGAUUGGCACCACAGCAGAUUUGAGUCGCAGCAUGAGCCUGGGUCGCACAAGGAUGAGAGGAGCAAGUACCGGACAGUGAGCAGAUGCAGACCUGCAUGUAUUUUGAUUGAGCGUUUCUGACGAUUGUAACGAUAUAUACCCAGUCUAUCGUCCGGCCGAUGCGUUACUGUACAGUAUCUCUUACGCACUUCGCCAGUGCCGGAACGGUGCGUCACGGCAUUGCGUGUUCAGCGGCGGCGGCUGUAGCCACACGAUGUACGAUUAACAUCUGUCGAGAUUUGGAAGAGAUCUUCAUAGCGGUCACAUCUUUUUCAUGGACGAUUCUUAAGGCGUAACAGGGCAUUCGACGGGCAUCACGAAUGCAUUCAGCGCAGCGCAGUAUCGACGACAAGACGUCCAUGCAGCGAUUUUCACGUUCACGAUGAGCAUAGCAAUAUUGUACUACGCAUCAAGGUUGCGUGCGUAUGUAGGUUCGAUUACUCAUACAACACAUUCUCAAUUUUCC
Messenger RNA from Didymella exigua CBS 183.55, 3184 nucleotides. RefSeq lists its product as uncharacterized. The record is from RefSeq and is a predicted model, not a curated record. The transcript is spliced from 2 exons. The coding region runs from base 191 to 2758 and encodes 855 amino acids. Lineage: Eukaryota; Fungi; Ascomycota; Dothideomycetes; Pleosporales; Didymellaceae.